Molecule: messenger RNA, 1572 nt
Organism: Centruroides sculpturatus (bark scorpion)
Lineage: Eukaryota; Metazoa; Arthropoda; Arachnida; Scorpiones; Buthidae
Exons: 1
Coding region: 74-844 (256 amino acids)
Source: RefSeq, a predicted model, not a curated record
AGAUGAAAAUAAUACUAACUACGGAUUAGUUAAAAGAUUUAACAUCAGCAAAGGAAGUAGAAUAAUAGAUUUAAUGGGACGUCUUCAUAUCGAUUUAGCGAACCAGCCUAAGCUUCUAACGAACAAUGUAGACCUAAGAAUUAAAUUGGAGAGAUCUAAAGAAAAUUUUGCGCUAAUGGCGGAUAACGACGACUAUAAAAUUAUUAUUAAAAACGCCUCGCUAAAAAUUAAUAAAGUAGACGUUAGUUCGUCAAUACAGAUAGGAAUUGAAAAAGCGCUCCAAACCGGUAUAAUUAAAUUACCGUUCCGUAGGACAGAUGUUAAAGUCUUUACAUUAACUAGCGGGAUUCAGACUACAAGUAUAUCAAACGUUGUUAUCGGUCAACUACCUUAUAGAAUAACUCUCGAAUUAGUUUCUAAUUCUGCAUUUAAUGGAAAUGUGAAGCGUAAUCCUUUUAAUUUUAAAAAUUAUGAUUUAAAUUAUAUAUGUUUAUCAAAAGACAAUCAAAUGAUUCCUUCUAAACCCUAUACUCCGGAUUAUACCAAUAAAAUUUAUGCAAGAAAUUUUAUCUCGUUAUUUGAAGAUACCGGAUGUAUUCAUCAUCAUAAAUCUAUAAAUAUAUCGUACGACAAGUACCGAGACGGUUAUACUUUAUAUUGUUUCGAUCUUACCCCCGAUAAAUCAGGCUCUGAGAAUCACGUUAGUGUUAACGAGCUGGGAAACAUUUCUGUGGAAUUAAAGUUUUUGAAGGUGAUACCGGAAACCAUAAACGUUAUUUGUUUGUUAGAAUAUAAUAAUACCUUAGAAAUCGAUUAUUCACGAACCGUAUUCGUCGAUUAUUAAUGAAUAUCCUUACGUUGUGGAGAUUAGCAGCGAGCGAUCCGAAAAUAAAAAGAAAUUUUGGAGGAGUUUUUGCAUCUGACAAUCUUCCAUUUUGAGUUGGUAAUAAACAAUCUUUUAUAAUUAAUUUAGAUGAAAAAAAUAAGCCUGGAAGUCAUUGGGUAUCGGUAUUUUUUACGAAAGAUAAAAAUUCUUGCAUUUAUUAUGAUAGUUAUGGAUUAAAACCGAGGAAAGCGAGUAUCAUCAGAUUUAUAAAACGAAAUUCAAAAAAAUAUUGUUGGAAUAAUAUUAUUCAUCAAAGUUUGUUUUCCUUAAACUGUGGUUAUUUCUGCUUAUAUUUUUUAUAUAAAAUUAAUAGAAAUCUAUGUUUAUCAGAACUGCAUGUAACAGAUAAAUUUUAUAACGAUGAAUUUGUUAAAAAUUUUGUUAAAAAUAAUUUUCAUUUAUCAAAACCGAUUGUAAUAACCAAUAACCAGUGUUGUAAUUCAAUAAAAUAAAAUCUAUUUAAAAUAUGAAAAUUGUGUUUUUUAUUCACAAAACUUACUAUUCAUUUUUCUGCUAUCCGAACCUCUGGCAGUAUUUAUACUGAUACAGGAUUUUCCUUAAUAAACAAGUUAUGCAUUCACCCUGACCCACAAAAAUAGGUAACCGGAUUUUUCCAAUUCGACUUGACAGGACAUGUUACAGAUUUUCCUAUUCGACUUGACAGGACAUGUUACGGGAUUAGGUUA